UUGUUGGAAAAUUGACACCUACGCCUUAGGCCUCCUACGCACUGGCGACCAUGGUCGCCGCGACCUGGCCGCGGCGGCCAGUGAAUUCUGGACUUUAUAUGGCAAUCGCUAUAGCCCCUACGCACUUAGCGGCCAGCGACCAGCGGCCACCGUUGGCCGCGGCGUCCAAUUUGAUGCCACGCGACCAGCGACCAAUCGUGGCCGUCGAGAACAUCACUUCUGUAUUAAAAUUCAUCAGUGCUACCGCAUCGGCCGCGGCGACCAGACGUGUAGCUAGCUACAGAGUGAUUAUUUUACAAUGGCCAAUUUCGACACGGAAAGGUUCAUAAUUGAAGUUGAAAAUAGAAGAGGUUUAUGGGAUUUAGCAUCAAAUGAUUACUCCAAUAAAGAUGUUAAGCGGCAGUUGUGGCUUGAAGUGGUCGAUAUAUUUGGCGGUGAAUCCAUGGAAGAUAAAGAAAAGGCAGAACUUGGCAUUACUCUCCAAAAAAGAUGGAAAAACCUUAGAGACUGUUUCACAAGAGAGCUGCGCCGUCUUAAAGAUGUCAAAAGUGGUUCUGCUGCAAAACGUAAAUCACAAUACACCUAUUUCAACCAAUUACUGUUUUUGAAAUCAGUGCUGGACACAAACGCAACAGAAAAUAGUCUCGAAGAGGCAAGUCAAGAAAAUGAAAGUGCAAGAUCUUCUGAUCUUGAGACUCAACAGUCUGCAUCAAAGUCGCUUAGAACAAAAAGGAAGAAAAAAAUACCAAACGAAGAAUCCGAUACAGACCCUCUAAUUUCAGUUCUGCAUAAGACCAUAGCGACUACACAGAAUGAUUCAAAUUGUGACAGAUUGUUUCUUUUAUCCCUCCUCGAAAGAUUUCAAACAAUCCCUGCUGCAAUGAAGACCAAAGCGAAAAUGGAAAUCAUGGAAAUUAUAGAAAAAUACCAACCGAACUGUACACCUACAACAGCGCGCAUAAACUAUUCAAGUAAUUUCAAUACUCUUAACGACCAAGAAUAUGACCCGCAUCGACCGAGUUAUUCAGGUUAUUCUACUACCAACAGGAUAUCAGAUGAUUCAAAUUACAGCGAUACUCAUACUCAUUAUUCUGAUAUUUCUCAAAAUUCAGAAAUGAUAGACCUAUUUCCCAAUUUGAAUGAUUAAUUGUUCACAAUUGCCAUUUUUUAAGUUAUGAAAAUACAAAUAAUUUGAUUAUCUA
Molecule: messenger RNA, 1202 nt
Organism: Maniola jurtina (meadow brown)
Lineage: Eukaryota; Metazoa; Arthropoda; Insecta; Lepidoptera; Nymphalidae
Exons: 2
Coding region: 299-1147 (282 amino acids)
Biological process (GO): regulation of transcription by RNA polymerase II
Cellular component (GO): transcription regulator complex; nucleus
Molecular function (GO): DNA binding
Source: RefSeq, a predicted model, not a curated record